Messenger RNA from Alternaria alternata, 375 nucleotides. RefSeq lists its product as hypothetical. NCBI's taxonomy places the organism in Eukaryota, Fungi, Ascomycota, Dothideomycetes, Pleosporales, Pleosporaceae. The record is from RefSeq and is a predicted model, not a curated record. Bases 102 to 308 code for a protein of 68 amino acids. The transcript has a single exon.
UUGGACGACACCGGAUCAGGAACGCCGAAUAAGAUCGAGAUUUAUGAUUAUUUCUACCCCAAGGGAAAAGAUUGGCUUAUAAGCCUGACCGAAUUCCGCCAAUGUCUCGCUCCUCUGGGUAUUACACUCCAGGCAUCGUCCUCAUAUGGGCCACCUUUUCGAAUGCGGACGGAAUCUACAGAGAUGUCGACAGUGAUUGCAGCACCAGACCUGACGCUGGUAUCAGUGGUGUCGGCGUACGCGUGUCCAUUUGGGCGCAAAUUGGGAUGUCGAUAUUGAUCAGCAUCAUAGGGUUCUUCCACGAGUAAGAUACUGGCAUCAAAGACAUCGGAGGUGGCCUUAUCGUCACUCACUUCUCUCUUGCGAUAGCACUGA